AUGAUCCGGAGAGAUCUUAUAGUUCAGAGGUCCGUUGAUGAAAACCAGUUGAACUCUGUUUGCGACAUCUUGCCCUUGCUUAGUGAUGUGGGCCUCUUGAAGACUGUCACCUCCAUCUUUCCGUAUUCGAAGCUACUGACUUACGAGUUCUAUUAUGUGAUAAAUGAAUAUUAUGGUUUGAAGGGUGUUGAUGAAGAAGAGAUCACGGACUGGGAUUUGGUGGCAAAGACCCUUACAGGUGGUAAAACCUCUGCAUGGCCUAUGGGUGACAUUGAUACUCUGUCUAGCUCGGAACUCACCUCCAAAUAUGUCAUUUUGCACUGUAUUGCUCUUCACAACUGGCUACCAUCUGCUCAUUUUCAUAUGGUUGGCAAGCAAUUGGCAGCUCUCCUGUUUCGGAUUGGAACUAAAAUGACGAUUGACCUAGGGUCAUGGACCUUCUAUCAUAUCCUCACAUUGAUUCAUUUGCGAGAACAGAAGGUAAGGUUACCUUUUCCUAACCUUAUAUUUGGGGUUCUGACAACGCAGGGCCUUGUGCCAAUACCUAGUGAGGUUAUCAGUCCGACUCUUCUGUAUACUGUUGAUCAUCGUCUUCUGACUGGAAAGCACAUUCGAGAUGUUACGCCGGUGAAUGCACCUCCCUCUUCUGACGCUGACAAUGUGGAUGCUGAUUCUCCACAUGCGAAGGAUGUUCAACUCUCUCUUCGCCUGAAGGCCCGGGUAUCUGAACUUGAGACUGUUCAUGGAAUUAUUGCGAAGCAGCUGACUGCGGCCCGUACUGAAUUGGCUACCGUUCUUCUCCGCUUGAGCUUGACUGAAUCUGCUGCUGCUGAUGCUGCUAAGUCCGACGGUGAGGACCCCUCCAAUGCUUGA
This is a messenger RNA of Ipomoea nil (Japanese morning glory), 873 nucleotides long. RefSeq lists its product as uncharacterized. NCBI's taxonomy places the organism in Eukaryota, Viridiplantae, Streptophyta, Magnoliopsida, Solanales, Convolvulaceae. The transcript is spliced from 2 exons. The record is from RefSeq and is a predicted model, not a curated record. Bases 1 to 873 code for a protein of 290 amino acids.